AUGAAGUUUGAUGAUGCUCGUGAAAUAUCUGCAUCUCACAGAGCUUUUACUGUUAUUCCAAAAGACGAACACUCGAUAGAAAUAACAUUCACUCCUAAGACUGAAUGUAUAUCAAAAGCAAAAAGAAGCAAACAAUUUGAUAAUAGAUUUGUUUUUGAUUUGCGUUUAAUAAGAGUGGACGAUAGUCGUUGCUGUUACAAUGAACUUCAUUCCGAAAUAGGGAGAUAUUAUAUCAGUGGGCAGUUUGAAUAUUCUAAAAUAAGCCAUACCCCUGAAGUGGUUAAUUUUGGUAAUGUCAUAAUAAACACUAGAACAACUAAAACGAUAAGAAUCUGGAAUGAGUCGAACUAUAUGACAGCUAACAUGACAUAUGUUAGAGUAACAGGGUUUGAAGUGCAGCCACAAUGCUUUAGUAUCACUCCGAAUUCAUCAAAUAAACUUACAAUCUCUAUUAAACCCACGUGUCUGAAGUUGGGUAAUAAAAUAACAUUUCAAAUAAGAAAUCCUCAUGAUAAGCACAAUACUUCCCUCGAUGAAAGAGGUGAUGAAAACACCAACUACCUUACGUAUAUGAUAAAGUUUAACAUGAAUGUAAUCUAUCAAAAAAAGACAGUAUAUGAAACAAAAAUUGAGUCGCUUCAUAAGUUACAGUAUACAAAUCCACAAUACACGUAUGUCGGAAAGGAAAUAGCGACUCAAUUAACACGCAAAGAGACUGCCUAUAAUUUUUUGCAGGUAUCCAAAUCCUCUUGCGCCAAGAAAACUAUUCUAGAAAAAUUUUGCACUGGAAAAGAGAGAUGUUAUUCCGACGUUGUAAAAAAGACUAUUGAGAAAGGUACAAAUUUUUGCAAAAAGAUAUCAGAAAAAAUAUCGCCGUAUGACUUGUUUAAUAUUGUCUUUUACCCAUAUUGCCUAAAUUUUGGAAGAGUUGGCUUAUUAACUUAUGGGGAACACGAAUUGGUCGUUGAAAAUAAAACUAAACAUGAAUUUCUUAUAGAGUUUCUUAAAGAUAAUUUAGUCCUCUAUGAAAACGAUAAAAAGAAGACGUUAAAAAUUAGAAUUCGACCUUUCAGUGAAAAAAAAAUUGUAUUAUUUUGCUUGGGAUCCGUAGAAGGUAAUCUAAAAGGAACAUUUGAAUACGUUAUUGAUAAAAAGUUUUACAGAAAACAAUCUUAUCGUCUUGAAGUUGGAAAUCCAAUUCUUACGUUGUAUGAUAAAUGUCUUAAAUUUGGCAUGGUUAGUGCCGAAAGUUUUAUAACAUCCGUUCCAAUAAAGAUAUUUAAUCAUUAUAAUUUACCAGUUGACUUUAGGUGGCAUGAACUUUAUUCCGAUAUGCCUUUUGAAAUCACACCUACUUUUGGAACAAUACCUAAACACUCAUGCAAGAUUUGUGACGUUGUUUAUGUAUGUAAAGCAACAAAAACAAAAACACAUGAAGUUGAUUUGAUAUCCGAAGGAAAGAUUUUUAAACAUAUUCCAAUUGAACUUAGUGUAAUCACUAGAAAACUCACAAUUAAGUUUUUGCAGUUAGCUGUUGUGUUUAAAGAUAUACCAUUAAAUUUAGAAACAAUUGAAAGAGUUAAGCUGGAGAACUCUUCCCGAGAAAUAGCAUUAUUUCACGUUGUAGAACCUUUAAUUCCUGGCUUUAAGGUAGAGCCUAUGUGUGGAACAAUUAGGCCAAAAAUGAUAAUAACUUUCGAAAUAACUAUAAAAAUUCCUUGUAUCUUAGAAUUUGCAUUCGAUAUAUAUGUAAAAAUUAACAACAAGGAGAAUGUUAUAUUACCUGUAAGUGGAAAUGUUGUAGAACCCAAAAUUUUUAUUCAUCCAAAAAAUAUAAUUAUGUCGAGAGUCCCGUGUAAUAUGAUCACAUACGUUCCUGUAACUUUUCAAAACAUAAGUACAUUAAAAUCUGUUGUGGAAGUGUUAGAUACGGGAGAUGAAAAUAUUUUUAAUGUUUAUCAAGCUGUUGGAAAUGAACGACAGAGAAUAUUUAAGUUUAUCAUAGAAGGAGGACAGUCUAAAACCGUAUUUAUAAAAAUCUUUGAUAUAUUUAGAAGAGAAUAUGAGAUGUUUAUUCCAUUUAAAGUCAACGGGUUGCUUGGACCUCCUUGUGAAGAUGCUUCGUCCACUGAACUUCAGUAUUAUAUUGGUGAAUAUGAAAAAUAUUAUGAAAAUAAUUCAAAAGUUAAGCUCAAACCUGUAAAUAAAGACAUUAGCUACUGUCGUCUAACAGGAGUUAUCACAGUUCCUUGGAUAGAUUUUUCUGUUCAAAAAUUUGAGUUAGACUGUGGCUUAAAUAAAUAUGUUAGUCUAGAGUUUACAAUGACUAAUGUAUCCAAAUAUUACUUAUACAUUACAAUACUUACCGCAAAGUUGGCACCAAACUUUACAUUGGACUUAAAUACGGAAGAAAAUCAGUCAAUUAUAAAUGACACGCAUAUUAAGUUUGAGCUCGAUAGAGGCAUGGUUGCAAGAUUGACAGUGAUAUUCCAUCCAAAGAGCCAUGGCAGAUUCGUAUCUGUAGCUUUGUUGUACUUAGAUAAACAAAUGACAACGCCAUAUUAUAAUUUAACUUUUGUCGGAAAAAAGCAGACGCCUGUGAUGAUUCCUAGUAAGCACAGAGUAAUAUUUCCACCUUGCCAUCCCAAUGAGGAAGUAUUUCAAACGAUAACUCUACGUAUAGAAACAACUUCUGCUAUAGGUGACUUUUCAUGUAGUUCAAAAGAAGAAAUGCAUCUGACAGUAAAACUUUUAGAGUCCGAAGUAGUUCAGGAAGAAGAUACUAAUUUUACUAUAGUAACAGUAAAGUUGACGGCAUCUUGCAAAGUGUCAUAUGCUCGAAAUAUGUUUAUACAUUUCAGUCACGUCAGUGGCGCUUGUUGUGAUGUAGAGGUUACAUUUUGUUUUACCUACUGCCCCCUAACGUUACACACAAAUUCUCUUGUAACAGCGAAUAAAAAUCCAUAUCCACUUUAUCCUCUUAAAAGUCAAGGAGAACUCUAUGAAUAUAUGGAAACGUGCACAAUUUUUUUGGAAAAAUGGAUGUUCCAACAAGGAUUUAGAAGAGAUUUAUAUCCAAUUAUUCCGGAUACAUUUCACGCAAUAUCUUCUGCUUUAUCUUCACAAAGCGGAGGUACAAAAACAAAAGGAAUUAAUGUGUCUUAUUUAAAUUUUGUCAAGAGAAUUGCAGGACCAUUAAUGAAACACGUUAGGAAAAUAUCAGUAACAGGGGUAGAUGAAUCAUUUAAAAAUGUAAAAGAAAUUCACGAUACUUACCGGGAAGUUAUUGGAUUGCUUAGAUCUCGUGGUGCGAAUUUAUGGGUUUUGCAAGCUAAGUUUCUAUUGAGUUAUGAACAAUUUUUUAUUUACUCAGAAAAUGUUGCAGCGAAAGGUAACGCUGACAUUAUACUCAUAGAAGAAUUAAGAUCGGACAUCGCUCUCUUCAACAGAUUAAAUAAACAGAGUUGGAUCGAUUUUAUAUUACAGAGUUAUAAGGUUUUUGUAAUGGACAGUUGUUUUUUUGACUGCGUAUGUGUAAGCUCACAACCAAGAGACGUCGUAAAAGUUCUUAUGGAUUGGUACAAUGAAAACAUUCACCACCAACAUGCAACUCUGUGUGGUAGAGACAAACCAGUAAAAACAAUAACAAAUAUAACAACUGAUUUAUCUGAUGGUAUCGCUAUUAUAUCUGCAAUAAUUACAUUCUGUCCUUUUAUGGCUAACCACUUUUCAUUUUACUGUGAAGUAACUUCAAACAACGACUCAGAAAGUUGUAUUAUAAACAACGCUUGUCUUAUAAUUGAGGCAUUAAAUUUGCUACGCCUAUAUUUUCCUGUAAGUAGCAUGGAUUUUUUGCAGCCAAAUUUCCUACUUAUGCUGUUUCUGUCAAUACAUUUGUAUGUGGCGUUGCCUAUGUUUAAGCCGAGAGACACGGUACACUUUAAUCCGCCACUUUUAAGAAGCUCAACUCGACAGCUCGCUAUCAGCCCAACAAGCCAAGAAUCGUUAAUUUUUAACCAUAUUAUUCUUCAGAAUGGCAAGAAUAAUUUUACCGUUGAGAAAAUAUCGUCACCCGACAAUGGGAAGAAAAUGUUCUUGAGCGUGAAAUAUAAUGCAAACUUUGUUGAAAAGGAGACAGCAAUCCUAUUAGUACAUGGUUACAAUAAAACAAGAAUAUUCGACACUUAUCUUAUAUUCGUUCUUCAUGGUUAUAUUGGCUUAUUGAACCCUGUUAGAAAAUGUAAAGUAACCGGACCACUGUACCGCCCGAAUAGAGUCGACGUUUUGGUAGCAUCGCCGUUUACCGUCACGGCAACUUUUAAAUUAUUUUUAACUGACAUUGAACCCACGAUCCCCGUAGGAUAUCCUGGAGACUGUAAGCCGAGAUUUUAUUUACGGCGGCUUAAUCUUAUAGACAAGGAGAUUACUCUCAGUGGUUUACCGAAGGAAACUGGACAGGAUGUACAAGAACACAAGUUAUAUUUACAGAUAGUGUGUCUUAGCACUCAAAUUGGAAAUUCCUGGAUCUGGUUUAAAAGCGAAAUAGGCGAAUUCUUUAUAAAGGUAACAACGCAAGCUAGGUGGGAUCUAGCCAUAGACACCCUACAGGCUAAAGUGAAGACGUGGCCAAUGGACCCAUGCAGUUGCGGAGAAGCGUGCGAAUGUUAUAGGACGACAGUCUUAACGAUUCCACAUCGUAACGAACUUAUGCUAAAAUCUCUUAGAUAUGCUUUACUUGAGCACGCUUCUGAAAUUAUGAUGCAAGUAUUCGACCAAUUAAUAGAGACGGGCACUGGAAAGAUAAUAUUGAGUAUGUUGCUCAGUGAAGGUGGAACGAAUAUAUCUGAAGUACAGCACAUUUUACGCAGUGAAAGCACUUAUAGAAUCUCAUCCCGAGCUCUUUUACCACGUCUGGAUCGCGUCUCUUUGAUGCAGCACACCAAUGAAAUCUUAGUCUUACCAGUUACGAUCCCGGCCCAAGACAAAUCGGAAAAGUACACGGUCACACUGACAUCUGAAUGCGGAAUGGACAUACGCACAUAUAGAAUCCUUUUUGUGGAAAGCUCAAAUCAAUUCGAUUAA
Molecule: messenger RNA, 5082 nt
Organism: Leptosia nina
Lineage: Eukaryota; Metazoa; Arthropoda; Insecta; Lepidoptera; Pieridae
Source: the annotation of a GenBank genome assembly